CUGAAUAGAUCCCGAGUCACUUCACGGUGGAGGGCACAGUUUGAAGGGAGAUACAAAUUUGCUGAGUCAUGCUGACAAUCCCAGGGAGAGGACAGGGAGAAAUCCAAAUUUCAUCCAGUUUCAUAAUCCAAGAAAACUAAAAGAUAAAUCCACAUUUCCCCAGUGAACAACUCGCUGGGUUCGUACCUGAGGAUGAGGAGAAGGUUCUUACUGUGAGCUGAGGGAUGAGGAGCUGCUGAAGCUGCAGAGAAGAAGUGAGGAGCUGCAGGAGAACGACGGGAACGAGGAGAGCAGCUGCAGGGGGUGGAGGAGGAGGAGGAGGAGGAGGAGGCUCUGCGCAGCGUCACCGCGCACACCCGGAAGUAAACACUCUGACCACGUGGGAGGGAGAAGGCGUCGCCGCGCGGGGUCGAUGUUUUAAAAAACCUGAUUUUUAUAUUUUCAAGGGGGUCACAGCUUCAUGCGGGGUCAUGAGGGGUCGCAGCCAUCCAGCUGGACGAGCUGCGAGGAAGAGGAGGCAGAAAUGUGAAAGCUCCGUCCAGUCGGUCUCUCUGUGUCAUCAGCUCCAGUACGUGAGGCUCAUGAAGUUUCUCCACCAGCGAGGAUUCACCUCCUCCCUGCUGCAGCCGGCUCUCUUCACCGACACAGGUAGAGGACUGCAGACUCUCAGAACUAUAAAGCCCGGCCAGCUCGUCAUUUCUCUGCCCGAGUCGUGUCUCCUCACAACCUCCACUGUCCUCAUCAGCGACCUGGGGCCGUUUAUCAAGAGCUGGAAGCAGCGUCUCUCUCCCCUGGUGGCUCUCUGUGCGUUCCUCGUGUGUGAGCGGCACAGAGGAGAAGCCUCUCACUGGUUCCCCUACAUCUCUGUGCUGCCUCCCAGUUACACCUGCCCAGUCUACUUCACAGACGACAUCGUGAGGCUUCUGCCUGCCUGUGUGCGGAGCAGGGCCUUCGAGCAGAGGGAGGCCGUACGAGAGCUCCACUCCUCCAGUCGGGACUUCUUCAGAUCCCUGAAGCCAAUCCUGAGUCUGCCUGUGGAGGAGGUGUUCACAUAUGAAGCACUGAGGUGGGCGUGGUGCAGUGUCAACACACGCUCCGUCUUCAUGUCCCACCCGUCCAGCGACUUCCUGUCCGGACAGGAUGUUUAUGCUUUAGCUCCCUUCCUGGACCUGCUCAACCACCAGCCUGACGUGCAGGUAAAAGCGAGUUUCAAUGACGUGACCAGAUGUUAUGACAUCAGAAGCGUCUCCGGGACGACGCGCUACCAGCAGGCAUUCAUAAACUACGGUUCCCAUGACAACCAGCGCCUGUUAUUAGAGUACGGCUUUGUCGCCCCCAACAACCCGCACAGUGUGGUGUAUGUAGACACAGAUCUUCUCUGUGACGUUUUAAGAGGCGACAGGAGUUUGAUCCAGAAGAUGAAGUUUCUUCAAGAGAACAAACUGGUUCAGAACCUGACUGUGUCCAGUGACGGCCUCGGUUGGAGGCUGAUGACGGCUCUCAGGCUGUUGUCCAUGCCACAAACACUGUAUCACCAGUGGAAGGCAGUGUUGCUCGGCCAGGCGGUGGGUGAAGAGAGGGAGGAGUGGAGCGUCCGCACGGCUGAGACGCUCUGUCAGCGACUUCUACAAGACACACACACCGCUCUGGAUAAGAUCUCCGUCUUGCUGCAGCAGUGUGACCAGUCCGUCAGGGAGCAGCUUGACGUGGUCCAGUCACUGCGACAGGAGGAGAGGUGCAUUCUGGGACGCUGUCUUGAGGCACUGCGAGGCAUGAUGACACAACCGGACCAACCGUUGCCAUGCCAACCUGAUGUCGACACUGGGAGCUGACAUCUGAUUGGUGCGCUUGUCCACUCGCUGCUAUGGUUUUUAAUAUCCCUGGAGUAACUGGAGACGCUGGCCGGUCUCCAUGUUCCUGUUCUGCCUGUCCACCAGUGAGGCUGACAGAAGCUGCAGGACGUCCUGUGAUCAGGUUUGAUUCCUGCGACGCUGCGGGACAGUGGGACGCUCACCACGACCAUCAUCUGAGCCAAAGAUCUCUCACAAAGUUUACCAGGACUCCUGUAUCCCUCUGGACUCAUGUCAAACAAAAUCUUGAGCAAAUAGAGUAAAUGGGGGAAACAACACUGAGGCAGAUCUGUCAACAAGAACUGGAAAUGUUUAUCAUGUUUUAAUUGUUUUUAUUUAUUAAUGAAAUGUCACAGUACAGUAAUAAAAAAAAAGAUUCUCUUAUUUCCAAGAGUUGAAUUGGAUUCGUUCAAGUAAAGUAACAUCACACAAGACUUUUUAUGACGGCAAAAUAAAUUGCAAUUUCUUCUUAUAUUAUAACUCGAGACAGAGCUUUAGCCUUGGCGGAGGAAUCUGCUCUCUGAGCAUCCAGCUAGUGUAAAGUUUGUGUUUAUCGAGUUAAAUAUAGGUUUGUGGAUUCUCAGAGAAAUAUGAUGUGACAAACAGUGAUCACAGA
Pleuronectes platessa (European plaice) is the source of this 2466-nucleotide messenger RNA. RefSeq names its product SET domain containing 4 (gene setd4). Bases 471 to 1832 code for a protein of 453 amino acids. Gene Ontology annotation, molecular function: transcription coactivator activity; histone H3K36 methyltransferase activity; histone H3K4 methyltransferase activity. Lineage: Eukaryota; Metazoa; Chordata; Actinopteri; Pleuronectiformes; Pleuronectidae. The transcript has 14 exons. The record is from RefSeq and is a predicted model, not a curated record. Gene Ontology annotation, biological process: positive regulation of transcription by RNA polymerase II; peptidyl-lysine monomethylation; peptidyl-lysine dimethylation.